Messenger RNA from Doryrhamphus excisus (bluestripe pipefish), 1001 nucleotides. Its product is annotated as retinol dehydrogenase 11-like. Lineage: Eukaryota; Metazoa; Chordata; Actinopteri; Syngnathiformes; Syngnathidae. The record is from RefSeq and is a predicted model, not a curated record.
UCAUCUCUGCUUAUCAGGAGUGCGGAAAUGCAGGCGAUAAGGUCUCUGUUUAUCCCAAAAUGGUCGUCCGACGUGCGGCUGGACGGGAAGACAGCGAUAGUAACGGGGGGCAACACAGGAAUCGGAAAAGAGACGGCUAAAGACCUAGCUGCUAGAGGUGCACGAGUGAUCCUGGCGUGCCGGGACAUUGCCAAAGCCGAGCAGGCGGCCAAAGACAUCAUGAGGGAGGUGCCGUGCCCAAAGGUCAUUGUCAGGCAACUGGAUUUGGCCGACACUAAAUCCAUCUGCCAGUUUGCAGAGAAAAUCUACAACAGCGAGAAGGCGUUGCACUACUUGAUCAACAACGCCGGCGUGGCUAUUUGUCCUUAUGCUACCACGGUGGAUGGAUAUGAGAUGCAGUUCGGAGUCAAUCACUUGGGUCAUUUUUUCCUUACCUUCUUGCUACUGGACUUGCUAAAGCACUCCGCCCCUUCCCGGGUCAUCAACCUCUCCUCCAUCGCUCACACCAUGGGCCGGAUCCACUUUGACGACCUGAAUGGGGAGAAGAGCUAUCAUCCCGUGCGAGCCUACGCGCAGAGCAAGCUAGCUAACGUCCUGUUUACCAGGGAGCUAGCUAAAAGGAUGGAGGUCAUGGGAGUGAUGGUGUACUCGGUGGACCCCGGUACUGUGAAAACGGAGAUAACAAGACACAUCAGGAGGCCUGUGGCGGACUUGAUCCAAAUGUUUGGUUCUCUGAUCAAGACCCCAGAAGAAGGGGCGUAUACCACCAUCUACUGCGUGGUCACCCCUGAGAGUCAGCUGCAGGGCGGAGGACACUACAAAGAUUGUGCCCUCAGCAAGAGCUGCAGGGCGGGGCAAGAUGAUGGAACCGCCUUAAAACUGUGGGCCACCAGUUGCUCUCUGCUGAACAUCCGUUGGAGAUAGUCACCUAAGUACUACAACUUGCUGUUGUACUUUUACGACACGUUUCAUGCUAAGAUACAUGAAGGUCUGUGGUUGAC